AAGUGUUGGGCGGUGACGUCACUGGGCGGACUUUAUUGUGUAUACACAGCAAAUUUUUAUAUAUCGUCAAACGCAGCGAAAAAUGGAGAUGUUUUGUUAGGGCAAUGAAUUUUUGAAUUCUCUUUGUAUAUUUUAUAAGUUAUGUGUAGAAAGAUGGCCAGACAGUGAAUGAUGCCAAGACAGUCGUAUAUUUCCGAAACUGAACAAUUUGCAAGGAUAGAAGGUAAUAUAUUUUGUUAUGUAAAUAUGCGAAGCUUUCUUGCUUUGACAGCUGUGAACGUCAAAAGAAUUGCCCUGUAUUCUUUUGCAGCAUUACUCAAACAGACAGGCUUUUAGGUUAUUAACUCUUUCAGUUGAACUAGGUAGUUCUUCGUCCAGCUAAACUAACAAGCCGGCUUCAAAUUGAGUACGUUUCAAGAUCGCAAUAUUUAGCGACGAAAAUAUUCUUAUCGCUUGUAUACGUGGUCGAAACUGGGUCACGAACAAUACAAGCCUUCGAUUAAACCCUUGCAGUUGUUAAUAUUGUAUUCUCAAGCUUAAAAGAGAGUACUAAUUCCCCCAAAAACCGAAGCAUUCACCAUUCGUAAAACGAAAACGAAUGUUUUAUAUUGCAGUAUAUAUCUGUCUUCGAUUUGAAAUGAUUAAACAUUGACCCGGUUAAUUCGGCCCUUGUUUACGUUUGCCAGAAUUUUUAUAUUCGCUUUAUCUUGCGUUGUGGUUUAUUUAAAAUGUUAGCAUUACAUUCUAUAGUAUCAACUGAGUCAGUUAAAUAUACAAUUGUGAAAUUAUUUUGCAAGAAAUAUCAAUCGUAUUGCGUCGUAAUAAAAACAACCUUCUCAGGCAGGUCGGGUUCAUAGGAUCUUGACAAAGUCAUGGCAUAGUUCUAGAAUUUCACUUCGCAGCAUUUUUUUACUUAAUUUUGUUAAUAAUGAUACAUACGAGAAAAGGGUCUUCCUAUAAAAUUAGGAAGAACGACUUUUUAAUGCUCAAUUCUCAAGGGAAAUAUCGCGCUCAGAACGCCCGGUGCCGACUUUUGUUUACAACAAAGGCAAUAUCUCGUGAGAAUAUCCCGAAAUAUAUAUCAUGAAAGACGUGCCUUUCAUCAAACACGAAACGAAAUUGGAUAGAUUUUGUUGCCCUAAAGUUAAGUAGGGAUUUAUAUGGAGGGUAUAUACAUUCAUGUGCAUGACAUUUUUCUAGUAUUACACUGUGUUAAUGUUAAUAUUUAUAGUAUAAAAAUACAGUAGCUGACAUUUGUCAUGCAUGGGGUAAUCACAGUACCACAGUAUAAAGCAUUAUUUAUAAUACAUGUUCAAAACUGCCUAUUGUACCUUAUUUGAGCAGGUUUCUGCUUGCAAAUAUUACAACUGCUCUGCAGGGGUGGAGAGUGGGUGGGUAUAUUAGGAAUGCAUGAUUUUCUUGGAGAAUUUGUUGGUCAAUUUACAUAAAGACAACCUCAAUUUUAAAUAGAAAUAUCCCAAUCGAAAUCCUAAUCCAUUCUGUUAAUCCUACUCUGCAUACUUGUUAAUAUGUAAGAUUAUUUCAUGAUGGUAAUAUUUGGAAAGCCACUCAAAAUUUCAUUCAUUCACCACCCCGGUUAUCGUGAACCUCUGAAAACAAGAUAACCCCCCCUAAAAUAUCAUACUGCAUCUCUGAUAUCUAGGGAUCAAAUUGCAAGCUACGCAUCAAGUUGCAAGAGUGGAUCAGGGCCCAUAGACAUAACAGAUAAAAAAACUAAUGUGCCAAAUGCAUUCCUGACCUUCAAUGCAGGUUUAAUUAAAAACAUAAUGCACAAAUUUGCCUCAUUUUGUAUUUUCUCAUAAAACAUGAUUUGAUGCAACGUGAUUAGGUCGAUUAGCAAGUUGUAAUAUAUGAUGCAUUCUGUUAUACUGUGCUUUCAUGCCCUUUUAAUGUUACUGACAGUAAUUGUGUCCUACUGAAAACAAAUUCUUGAUAUAUAUUGGUCAAUUAUGGCCUGUCAUGUUUAAAAAAAUACUAAAUGACCGGCAAUCCUACAAGGCUGCAUUUAUAAAUGUGUACAGUAUGUUGACCAACAAUAUAAAAUUUUUUGUGAUGUUUCGUAGCUGACCAUGGUUUUAAAUUCAAGCCUGAAGGAAUAAUGUCUGUCAACCAUAUGUUGUUGCGCCCAUAGUGGGACAUGGGUGUUAAGGUUUCCUUCGAAUUUUCAAUAGCAAAUCAUCAUUCAAAGGAAUUUCCUGCAGCUGUUUAACAUUUCCUGCAAGCAGUGCUCGCGGCCCGUCUAUUUUUUCCACCCCUGAAGGGUAGACUGCUGGCACUCAAUGGCACUCUGCCCAUACAUGUCUAAGUUAACCCCAAAUGCCCCCUACUUAUUUUACUCUGUCUAUUACUAAUGCCAGAUUAUUUUACUCUGUCUAUCGCCAGGUGAUUUUACUUGUUAAAGGGAGAAUGCUGACCAGUGCUCAAUGGGUUAAAGCAUGCAACUGUGGGGUUUUAGGUUCCAAGUUAGAGGCUAGAGCCCCCUUCGAUUGUUUUUAUAUUUGCCUUAAAUUAAGUAGCAGUUUUUCUUAAAACUUGUGAAAAUAUUUUUUUCUGGACUGGUUUCAACCAGUGAUGUUUUCCAGGGGAAUGCGGGGGAACUCCGUCCCCCCACCUUUUUUACCAGGGGAACGGCAUCCCCCGUGCCAAAAUUAAACAUGGGGGAUCGGCGUUCCCCCUGGCAGGGAUUAAAUAUGAGUGAAAUUCAGUGAACGCUGUUCGACACCGUCCAAAUAAUUUUGGCUAUCACUUGUACAGACGUUGUACUACAUACGUGAUAUUUUUGACAAUAAUUGCUCUGCAGUCCUACGUAGAAAUACUUCAGAAUGUAAUUUUGGCACUAUUUUAAUCUCCCUGGAACUUGAUAUACUUGCAGAAAAUUCUAGCAGACUAGCUUGAUAUAAGUACUUAUUGUCACAGGCAUGGAUAACGUCAGGCAGUAGCCCAACAGGAUAUAAUUACUCUAGUCUUUCGCGCAAUCGCAAAAUUAAUUAAUUAAACAUUAAAAUGAUCAAUUGGAACAUAAAAUGAUUCAAUAAGAACAUUAACAUGAUUAAAUGGGAAAAAUUCAAGGAUAUUUAUUAUCUAAGCUUAUUUAGUUAGACAGAUUUUGAUUUUUGCAAUAAACCUACAUAGUGGUUCAGAUCAUUAAGUGAUGUGGGUCAGUGACCCUCAACAUACAGUAGAAGUAAACUAUGACAACAUGGUGCCUUCAGUUCAUCUAGUUUACAAUUAUAAGCAGUCAUUUUUCAAUGGUGAAAACACAAAUAGGACAGAAUAACCAUACUCCAAGAACAACUGUAUUUCAACACCACAGAAAGUAUAUAUAACUUCACUACUGUUGGUAUUCAAACAGGUUAAUAUAUAUAAUAAUAAAAUUCUAUUUUGUGUUUUUAGAUGAUUGGGAACAAUUCGAAAGUGAGCAAGUUGAGGGAGGUGCUUCAUUAUGAGCUGAAGAGAGAGACCAAAUACCAGCCAAUUUUUUCAAUACUCCCACAGGUACAGAGUGUGAAAAUAUUUGAACACCUAUUGUACAGUUCUAAUUGUACUGUAUCAUUCUACAGUAGAAACCUGUGGGUUUUCUGGAAUGUGUAUCAAUAUCGAAGGAUUCAAUGUAGAAAUAUUGAGAGAAAAGUUGAAUGAUCUUUUCAGUCAAUUAGUUUAAUAAUUAAUGAUGAAAGCACAUGACUGUAUUCCUUUUAGGACAAGAAUGCAGUCACCUUGGCAGAAAGAGACAGAAUUGUGUCAAAUUUGUUGACAUUGAAUAAGCAGUUUGGUUUUCAUCCUGAAUCAUUUGCCUUAGCAGCAAAUAUUUUGGACAGAUUCCUGUACCUAGUGAAGGUAUGUUGUACUUAAAAUUAUUUAUAAUGCCCUAACAGCAACUAUCUGCUGUAGGUAACAAAUAUUUAAAAAUUUCUAUAAUGGUAAGUUUUGUUACAAUUCAAUCCUUGCAGGCUCAGAAGAAGUAUUUACCAUGCAUUGGUGUGGCCUGUUACUUUUUGGCAGUGAAAAUAAUUGAAGAGGAGGAGGUACACAGUUUAAUAUUAUUUUGGUUUCUUAAAUUUGUAAUUUUUGAAUUUCUGAUACUAUCAUUAUAAAGUACAGUAUAUAAUAAUUAUUAGAGCUGUGCGAUUCCAGAAAUUUCAUCGUGGUACUGGUAUCAGUCUUUUUGUAUCAGUUAUCAGCCAGUUUCGGUGUUUUCAAAAGAAGAACAGUUCAAAUAAUUUGCUCAAUAAAUUGUAAUAUAACUUCGAGAUACUUAGAAAUUAGUGCUAAGAAAAGAACCUGAGCAACCAAACCUGCACAGCUCUAAUAAUUAUAAUGCAAUUUCUUGUGGUCUGAAACAGUAGUCAUUAGAACUUUGUAUACAAAUCACUGAGGUUAACCCUGCAACUUUUAUACAAGUUUUAUAAUUCAUAGUAUUUUAAUUUAAUUUAUAGUUACAAUAUGCAUAGGUUAAACCGACCAUAAAUGACAUUCAUUAUUUGUAAAUAUUAUAAUGUUCAUUUCAAAUUAAAUUAAAUUAAAAAAUUAUUUCCAGCACUGAAUUAAUAUUUUGGAAUUUCUCUACAGGAUCUCCCAGGGGCAAGUGAACUCUUAAAUGCUAUUGGAUGUUCGUUUUCUGUAUCAGAUCUUCUGAGAAUGGAAAGAAUUAUUUUGGCAAAACUUGAUUGGGAUCUCAACAGUGUUACGCCAUUAUCAUUCCUGCAGGCAGUAAGUUUGUGUUCAAAAUGCUUUAAUCGCAAAUUGAAGAUGCUUUACAUUUGUGCUUUAUUGUGCAUGGAAGUUAAACUGAAUCAGCUAAGUCUCAUUAAUGCCUGUUGCCACACAAUUCACUCUCGUAAUAUUAUUUAAAUGCUUAGUUACCUUGUUCUAUAUUUACCUCAUCUUAAGUGGUAACCAACUACAACUCAAGUAUUGUUUGUUUAUUAUUGAGUUCCUCACUCAUUGGUAAGGGGAUUUCCGACAGGCUAUUGCCCAGGGGAUUCGAGGUACCUGCAAUUUUAACGUUCUUAUCCGAGAAGACGCGAAAGUCUAACCAUUUACUGAUGUCAAUGUAAAGGUAGCACUUUCUCCUCAAUUACUUAAUUAAGACCUUGAGUAGAGGUCCAACCAAGGGUUGAAACCCGGUCUCCCAGCUUGAAAGGCGAGCGUGGUGAACACAACACCACAUGAGCUGGUUAAACGUAAGCGUGCGAUUUAUCUGAAAAUGCGAAUUGGGUGGAAACAGGUGUUUAAACAUGUGUUAGCUAUUCGAGUAUUGAACAGUGAAUGCGGUGCAUUUCACUUUGCUGACUAUUUUAAUAUGUCCCUUUUGCAGUUUCAUGCGAUGAGUGUUGCCAGUGGCUGUGUAAGUCCACAUGUAGUUUCUCACCACUUACAAUUAUUAACAAACAAACUGGAAUUGCUCAUUUGUCAACAGGAGUUUCUUUCAUACCGUGUAAGUAAUUACUUCAUAAUACUAGCACAUAUAUAUUGUAACUAUGUACUGUUCAUGCUAUUGCGAGUUAUCAUGGUCCUAUAAACUUCUUUUCUUUUUCACUUUUAGCCCUCAACUUUGGCCUUAGCACUUUUGAUUCAAGAUCUUAAUUCUUCUUUGAGACAGUGGAUUCAUCUGAUCCAAUCGUUUCAAGCUGAGAUUAAGGUAAUGCUUGUUGAUUCAAUGUAUUUAUAUAUUUUUGACAACAAUCUUACCCUUUACGAAUUUUCAAGCUAAGAGCACCGAUGCAGUGACUCAGCUUGCAUUGCUUAGCGAGCUUAGGCGAUCAAUGGAAUGAAUACUUGGAACUUGUGUGUACAUUUUCAUUUCACCAAUACAGGGUGUUACCUACAGUUAAAAAUUUGGCUUUAUACGCCGUUUUCACAAUUACGUUUAGCCAGCAAUUUCACAAUUUGGAUCAGUUCAAAAUAAUAAGUAUUGCGAGGAUGUCAAGUAGCCAAAAAUAUACAUUUGUAUGUUUUUGGCAUGCAAACUAAUGUCAGGUGACUUACAGUCUUAACUCAAAUUCCCAUGCAAUUUCAUUACAUCUCUGAAUGUUUUAAUCUUGCUAACACCCUGCAAUAUCAAUGGCGUACAUAUAAUAUAUAUGUCGGAAAUGAAGUCACAAGUUCGCUGCACAUUGUUAUGCUUAGGUUAGGAUUGGGUUAGGGCAAGAAUCAAAGUUAUUGUUGUAAGAAUCGGGUGGUAAUAUUGCUGUAUUUGAUACUUUCAUUAUUUGGUUCCUGGUAAAUGGCAGUAACCCAUGCCAAGUUAUUCAAUGUAUAAGUAAAUAAAUAAGUAAAUAUGGAAAUUGUCCUGGUUACAAUUAAACCUAAAACUUCUUCCUAUUUAGGUACCAGAGUGGGAGCUCAAUGCGUGCUUCGUAGCUGUCAGCAAUUUUUUAGACUUCGCCUUCUCAUAUGAACAUGGUUUCUCUGAAGAAGUGGAGAUGAAAAAUGCUGUCAACGAUAUGGACAUAGUUUCCGAGGUAAGAUUAUAGAUUAGUAAUACCGUAUAUAAGGGCAUGUAUAAUACAAUUUAUGGUGAUCUUGAAGAUGUACGAUACUGUAAUACGUACUGUGUUCUGGCGCUGUUAUACAUCACGCAACUUGUGGUGCUAAAAAAUUCUGACAUUGUAUUACAAGUGUUACACUGGGCGCAAGACUUCAUGCAUUUCGCAAUAGAGCAUUGUGUAAUUAAUGAUGAUAUUAUAUGCAAUUUUAUAGGCUAACCGCUACAAUUGUUCAUCCCCUCUCAUUCGUGCUUUGGCUCUUGAAACAAAUUGUUCCUUUGAAUUUGAUGGCAAGAUACCGACUUAUGGUGUGAAAAUUUCGAGAAUGUUAUCAGCUGUCGCCUAGAAUAUGUACAUGCAGUUAUCACUCCUUGACCGGCCACAAAAAUAAUAUAUGCUUACAAAUGGUUUUAUUUUAGAAUUUGUCAAUCUACUCUAGUCUAGUUUACUUUUGUUUACAUUUUGCUACUUUUAAUUGUUUUUGUGUGUCAAAAAAAGAGAAAAAAAAAUGUAUAAAAAAUCUGUAUAAAAAUUGUAAAAAUGUAAGAAAAAAAAUGUGAAAAUUUAAAUAUUGAAUAUAACAUUUCAUUGUAAAUAGCAAAAUGGUACAGAAACGAAUGCCUAGAUAUUAGGUUUGUAGUAGCUAUGUAGAGAUAAUACUAUUAAUAAUAUAAUAUGUAUAGUGUACAUUUUGCAUGUAAGUUAAGAAUUAUCAGGGCUGGCUUUUUUGUAAGGGUUGAGUAACUUUGUACGAUAGUAUAUUAACUUUUCGAAAAUCGAAAGUAGUUGGUAUGAUGAAGUG
This is a messenger RNA of Paramuricea clavata, 7311 nucleotides long. The record is from the annotation of a GenBank genome assembly. NCBI's taxonomy places the organism in Eukaryota, Metazoa, Cnidaria, Anthozoa, Malacalcyonacea, Plexauridae.